Messenger RNA from Leucoraja erinaceus (little skate), 1626 nucleotides. RefSeq names its product HORMA domain-containing protein 1-like. NCBI's taxonomy places the organism in Eukaryota, Metazoa, Chordata, Chondrichthyes, Rajiformes, Rajidae. The coding region runs from base 267 to 1424 and encodes 385 amino acids. The transcript has 15 exons. The record is from RefSeq and is a predicted model, not a curated record.
UCGAUUCUCCAGCAUCUGCAGUUCCCUCUUAAAAACUAAAUGCUGAAUGUCCCGCUGAGUUUCUACAGCAAUUUGUGUCUAGUGUAAAUUUACAGAAAUGUGAGGCGGCACCGGUGGAAAGAGAACCAAAGUUAAUGUUUCGUGUGUAGGACCAUUCAUCAAACGGAUUUUAAUGUGAUAGGUUUCGAAACCAAAAUGACCAGCUCUGUUUCUAAUCCUACAGGGUUACAAUUCAUUAGAAAUACCAAAAAAGCCUUCCUGUUUCUAUGGCAACCGCACAACAAAUGCGAGUCUCUGAAAAGCAAAAAUCUGGGUGGAAUGCAAUAUUUCCUAACGAUGUAACAACACAACACCAAUCCCUUGUAUUUAUAAAAAGAAUGAUGGCUGUAGGAGUAUCUUGCAUCACAUACCUGCGUGGGAUAUUUCCAGAAGACGCCUAUAGAACACGAUACUUAGAAGGCAUGUGUGUAAAAAUAUUGCGUGAAGACAGUCGGUUUCCUGGAGCAAGCAAAGUAGUAAAAUGGAUGAUGGGGUGUUUUGAUGCCUUGGAGAAAGGAUUUCUACGAACAAUUAUUUUAGGAGUUCAUAGAGAUCCUGAGGAUCCAAAUAGCAUAAUUGAGUCUUACCAGUUUAAAUUCAAGUAUACUGCAGCGGGACCAAAGUUGGAUAUUUUAAGCAAAAACAAGCAUAUUGGAACAGAAGUAAACUUUCAAGAUACAAAAAAAGCUUCCGUACUGCUCAUCCGUAAGCUGUUUGUCUUGAUGCAGAGCCUGGAAAUUCUUCCUAAUGAUGUGUCUCUGACAAUGAAACUUUUCUAUUACGAUGAAGUGACUCCUCCUGACUAUCAGCCACCAGGGUUUAAAAAAGGUGAGUGUGAUGCUCUGUGGUUUGAAGGAACUCCCGUCCAUUUUAAAGUUGGUGAUGUGCCCACUCCAUUCCAUAUGAUGAAAGUACGGGUCACCACAGAGAAAGACACAAUGGAACAGCUGGAGAAAGAAAACAUGUUACAAAAGGAAAAUGAAUCUUCACAACAGAAAAUGGAGGAAGUCAAAUCUCCCAAAAGUGGCAUAAAUUAUGUAAAGACAUGCAAUCCAGGCCACCAAAAUACCACAGAUCAACCAAAAUUUCAGAAUUGCAUGUUUAACGAGCAACCAAUUGGUACAUCAGAGAAAGAGAUAAAGCAGUUGGUAGCAAAGGCAGCAGAGCUGAACGUAUCUGGCAACAAGACAAAAUUUGGAAAAGAGCAGGUACAAAGGUCUCAUUGCCCGCAAAGUGGAGAAAUGCAUGAAGAACCACAAAAGUUGAGUACUACGCAAACCAUUAAAGCAGUUCGACCUAAAAAGACGAUCUCUCAACUUGACCCUGCAGCUCCUAAUACUGCGGUACUUCAAGAGAAGAUCACGAAGAGAAGGAGAAAAAAUUGAAGAUUAUUCAGAUCAUAUUUGACAACCUCAUGACUAAUAAGCUAAUUGUUAAAUUAGAUUACUUUUAAUAUUGGAUUGUUUACUCACACAUAUUAAUACCAUUAUUUCAAAUAUUAGUCAUUGUUAUUAGAUCAGAAAAUGUAUAAAAUAUAUUUCUGGUAAACUACAACGAAAUAAAACAUGGUCACGUGUGCUUUAUCAC